UGUUGUGGAUGUGAAAGCGAACAUGCCACUGCAGUUUCACUAUUAAGUCAAAAGAGAAUAGGGCAUCGGCUUUUGUUACCAGGAAGUGGGUCGAGUUAUUUAUAUUUCAACACUUAACCGGCGCGAGAGCUCGCACUGGUAACACGAAACUUAAAUAAUUAUAUUGGUCUUUGCUAGGAUUGAGGCGCUUGUUUUAAAGUUAUGUUUUCCCCCUAAGGUCGUAUGGAUACCCUCGAAAAAUCAACGGAAAGGCAUUGACAGAAAAUGACGAUAGCCAAUUCGAUUUGUCCAUGGGCUGUAAUUUCUUUUGCUGACUGAAAAGCUCGCUCCCUGAGGACACGGCUGAACGCCAGGUGGCGUUGUAAUGAAGAUCCAUGAGAAGAUUCUAACCCAUUACCUGUCCUGCACUUCACCUGUAGAUAAGGAAGGUUACCUCUACAAAAAGAGAGAGAGGAACACCACUUACCUGCGUCGCUGGUUUGUGUUGAAGGGGAAUCUGUUGUUUUAUCAGGAGCGUCCAGGCGAUCGUAACCUGUUGGGUGUUAUCGUCCUGGAGGGCUGCAUGGUCCAGGCAUGUGAGACGGACGGUCAGUUCUGUUUCUCUUUGGUGUUCACCGGACCAGGCCUCCGCACUUACAGACUAGCCGCUGACGAUCAUAACAGCCAGGAGAGCUGGAUCGGCGCUCUGUUCUGCGCUAGCCACAUCUACCUUUCUGUGAUUGUCAGAGACCUGGAGAGACGUUACCAAGAAGCUAGAAGAGACAAAGGCCUUAUUGAUUCCACCCAGACCUCAGCAGUGACUUCUACACCCAAUAAGAUAAUGGCUUCCUGGAAUACAGGACAACCCUAUUUCAUACAUGGGACUUCCAUAAUGCCCAGAGACGGGCGAAGCUACAGCGCUAGUUCAGCACCACCUCCAUCUAUGCCGAACAGACCCAUCAGCUACAGUCUUCAUGCUCCUCCUAUUCAGUUAAAAACUACCAGUAAGAGAUCUCCAAAGCUCUGGCCCAAGAGAAAUGCCCACGUCACCCCCUUAAAUGGUCCGGCACCAUCUUACGGGGAGUGGCCAGUUGUUGGCUUUGAUCCUUUGGAAGAAUUUAGUAAACUGCAUGAGUACUAUGGAAAUGAGAUUAAGAAACUAAGAGCUGACUGGCUGAAGAAGAAGCAUGAGGAAGUGGGAUACGUUGAGGAGGACCUCAUUGAUCUAGGCUAGAGUGACCUCUGUUGGUUUGUGCAGAUGCAUAUUCAUAUGCAUGUGUUCAGGCUGUCAUCAAAAUAGUAAAUCCUGUUCUGAAACAACGGAUUAAUGAACGUAUUAAGGAUUCAUGAAAUGUAUUGAACAAUCCUGCUGUCUUCUUAAUUUUAUGAAGGUAUGUAGAUUAGCACUGACUGCUGAUCUUGAUGGCAUUUCUAGUAAAAGGUUUCUCAUUUCCCCUCUGUGGUCAGCCUAUACGUCUCAGCCCCCAUCCGAGCCUAUUUCCUUGCUUCAACUGUCAUAAAACAGACCCAAACCACAAGUAGUUUUACCAGCAUUUAUGUGCGGUCAUAACUGCAAAAACUAAUAUUGCACUCAUAGCAAUUAAAAUACUGUCAAAUGAGGUCAGAUGUCAUGCAUGUUCAGUGAAGGGAUUGAGAAUUUGCUUUAUUUAAGAUUACAUGUUAGUUUUAGAGCUCUAUAACAAUUGUUAAUAUUUCAUUUCUUGUUACAUCUUCUAAAUUAUGGACUGAGGGAGCCUAAAUUAAUGUAAUUGUGUUGUGUAUGUUAAUAGUUCAGGAUUUGUACUCAAUGUUCAUCUUUUAUUUGACAGAAGGAUGUAAAUGAACGUAUGUGACUUUCUAAAGAACAAGUGACUGUUAAGUUCUACGUUACAAAACAAAACAUGCUUCACUCAGUUCAGGAGGUUUCACAAACAAACUAAAAUACUGGCCUAUACUUCCUCUUUCUCAUCACCUCAAAUCUCUGGGGAUGUAGACGUGUCUUUUUUUCUUUGAGUUUUUUGCUUAUUUUACACAUCUGGAACAGUCAACCUAUUAAUAAACAUUUUUAUAGGUGUGACAGUCAUAUUAGUCAAUAUUAAAAAUAAACUGUACAGUUUGUAUGCAUUCAUCUUUUCUGAGGUGUAGCUCUUCAUAGGGUUAACAGAGGGCACUGCACCUCACUAACAGUACUACUACUGUAUUUAGCUUGAAAAAGUGAUAUUUUAUUAUAUAAUGCACCAAAUUAUAUAUAUAUAUAUAUAUAUAUAUAUAUAUAAGUAUUAUAUAUAAGCAAUUUUGGAUUGUAUAAAUGUUUUAUAUAUUCAGUUUCUAUGAACUGCGUCCACAACACAUUGUCUUAAAUUAAUAUAGAUCAAUUUUGUUAUAUUUAUUUUAAUUAAAAUUUGUUAAUUGAAUGUUUUUAAGUAUUAAUCCUCUGAUGUACACUGUAAUAAAUCCUGUAAAUAUCUGUUUUUAA
Pimephales promelas (fathead minnow) is the source of this 2455-nucleotide messenger RNA. The record is from RefSeq and is a predicted model, not a curated record. NCBI's taxonomy places the organism in Eukaryota, Metazoa, Chordata, Actinopteri, Cypriniformes, Leuciscidae.